Molecule: messenger RNA, 631 nt
Organism: Plectropomus leopardus (leopard coralgrouper)
Lineage: Eukaryota; Metazoa; Chordata; Actinopteri; Perciformes; Serranidae
Source: RefSeq, a predicted model, not a curated record
AUGGAGGUGACUACGGUCUGGAUGAGAAGGACAUGGAGGCGUCGGUAGCCACAGUGCGGUCGCUGUGCGAACAGAUUGAGGCUGACCUGAUCUUGUUGAGAGAGAGGGCAGACACCGGCGGAAAGAUUCGGGACUACCUCAUCCGCCGGCGUGUGGGCGAGCAGGAUUUCCUGGAAGUCAGAGUGGCGGUGGUGGGGAACGUGGAUGCGGGGAAGAGCACUCUGCUGGGGGUUUUGACCCACGGUGAGCUGGACAAUGGCAGAGGCUUUGCUCGCCAGAAGCUCUUCAGGCACAAACAUGAAAUGGAGAGUGGCAGGACCAGCAGCGUGGGCAAUGACAUCCUGGGUUUUGAUCAGGAGGGACAGGUGGUGAACAAGCCAGACAGCCACGGCGGCGGCCUAGACUGGACCAAGAUCUGCGAGAAAUCCUCAAAAGUCAUCACUUUUAUUGACCUCGCUGGCCAUGAAAAGUACCUCAAGACCACAGUCUUCGGCAUGACGGGACACCUGCCUGAUUUCUGCAUGCUCAUGGUCGGCAGUAACGCUGGCAUCGUUGGCAUGACCAAAGAGCAUCUGGGUCUGGCUCUGGCCCUAAAUGUGCCAGUUUUUGUAGUUGUUACCAAGAUAGACAU